Schistocerca gregaria is the source of this 2714-nucleotide messenger RNA. RefSeq names its product glutamic acid-rich protein-like. Bases 716 to 1036 code for a protein of 106 amino acids. NCBI's taxonomy places the organism in Eukaryota, Metazoa, Arthropoda, Insecta, Orthoptera, Acrididae. The transcript has 3 exons. The record is from RefSeq and is a predicted model, not a curated record.
AAUAGCAGUUUACAAUAGGGUCAAGUUGAUAGAUAUUCUCUACAGUCUUCCCUUCUAAAAAAGUAAAUUUUAUAAUGGAAUUUAAUAACGAAAUAUAACAAUGAAAAGAAGUAAGUUCUCAUGGACGGAUAUUCUGGAAGGUUAAAAUAACGCAAAUGUAGUGAAUAUAUUUGUUUGUUCGCGUCUUUUUAAGCAGUUAGUACGUGUGAUAGAAAUUACAUUUUUUCUUACUUGCUUACAGAAUAUUCUAUGAGAAAAUUAAGUAAUAUUUCUCAAAGAUUUUUCGAGUAUUAAUAGUUGAAACAUAGUUCAUUAAUUUUAGUACUGAUAGAGUUUGCAUUAGCUAUAUAUCGACAUCAUGUCAUCGAGAUCUCGCGGAAACUACAGAUAUAUCUUUGGUUGACAGGCUUUGAUAGCCUCAAACCCAAUUGCUAUUUUCGGUGAAUGUACUCUCCAACCCCUCGUUUUAGCAAAUUAUAUAUUUUAUUUCUGCCCAAAUUCGAAAUUUCAUCUGCAGUUAUUUUGAAUUUACGAGAGUAAUAUUUUUUCUGUUCGAAAUAACUGGUUCAAUUUCUUAUAUGGACUUCGACAAAGUUCUUUGCGUCAUCAACCAAUCACCGGUUUAUCGAGCUUCAAGCCCGCGCCAUCUUCAUUUUUGAACAAAGCCAGUUGGAAGUGCGUUACGCGAAGUACACUUCGAAUCUCUCCGGUAAAGAUGAGUUCUAAGGAAAAUAACUCUGAAGUCGCUGUCGACAAAGUUACAGAAAACAACGAGAAGGCGGGAGGUGAUGCAAAAUCAGAAGUUAAAGGCACUAAGAGGCCAGCAGAGUCUAAAGGAGAAGAUGUGAAAAAACAGAAAAAAGAGGAGAAUGGCGAGGAGGAUGACGUAGAGGAUGAGGAAGAUGUGGAAGGAGAGGAGGAGGAGGAAGAGGAAGAACUUCCAGAAGGAGAGGAAGAAUUAGAUGAGGGAGAAGAAGAGGAAGAAGAUGAGGGUGAAGGAGAAGGGGAAGGUGAAGAAGAUGAAGAGGAUGCAUAAUGAGAAGUGUGCUAUAAAGACUUGUAUACAGAAAGUGAGCGACGUGUUCCUGCUUCACUAAAAGCUUGGAACUAUGGAGUGAAAAAAUUCACAUCAGUUUGAAAGACUUCGAUGAUGGAUUACAUAGUCAUUCUUUUUUUCUUUCUGUCUAACCAUCGAAACAGUUCUGAAGAUUGAAGUUCUAUGGCGUGUGCUGUGUUAGUUGGAAACAUUUGGGCUAAGGUACCGGUAGGUCUUUUUUAUAAAUAAAUAAAAACCCUUGCAAUGUACCCUGUUUUACUGUAUGAGUGACUAAUUUUUUACUGUGGUAGUUUAGUCCUGAUACAUUGUGUGACAGUAUUGAAAGAAUGGGAGAACUUUAACACUGAUACCCAGGCUCACUCCUUAACUCCAAGUUUUGAAGUGGAAUAUGAAUUUAAUAAUUUUAUAUGGGGGAUUUUAAAAUAUACUAAAUCAUUCACAACACAUGGUUUUAUUUAAAUUUGAUUUUCAUUUCUCACUUAAACUGUGAAUAUUCCCCCAUUACGAAUUUGAAAUAAAGCAGGGAUUAUAGGCUGAGGGCAGCCUUGUAAAGACGAUAUUGGAAGUAAUUCAUUAAUAGUAAUGAAAUGUAAAGAAACGUUUACAACCAAAUGGAAUGACGAAUAUUGUGUGUGUGUUUGAGUUGUGAAAGAAACAAUAUUUUGUAAUAACAGGAGGAUUUUGUUUCAUUUGAGUUGUUUCCUUUUUAAAAGUGUUUUGUUUCCACUCCUACUUUCGAGUUGUAAUAUGUUUCGUCAUGCUGUAACAUAGAAUAGCUAUCUUUUUUUAUUGUGAACAGUGAAUACAAUUUUACUGUACAAAGAUUUUUGAAAAAAGAAAAAUAGACCACAAAAACCUCAGCAGUGGAAUAAAUUUGACCACUUUGAUACAAAUGUGCACCUUUCAGUGUUAACUGCCAGCAAGAAUCAGUCUUAAGAGGCAAUAAAAUGUUUCUCUAGUAAAGUAUGUACUAAUUCAAUUUUGUUUUGAAGAUCUCCUAAAUAGUUGCAGUUGAUGUAAACGUGUAGAUACAUGUAUUGUAACAUUUUUCUCUUAAGAGAAUACCUGUCUGUUACAUGGUCAGUUGAUGACUGUACAUGCUCUGCUCAUUCCAUGUUUGAUAGUUGAAACCAUAUUUUCUAAACUUUGUUUUUUGGCAUUUAAAGGGAAGUGUUAGGAAAGGAAAAUUGCUGUAAAUUUAGGGAGUAUGUAGUGAACUUGUAAUUCUAAUGAGUGACUAAAAGUGGCUAGAAUUAAAUGUGCUUUCUUAUUUCAACCCUUCCAAGUAUGUGCAUAUUAGUGGGAUAUUGGUAGUAUUAUGAAGAGCUUAUUUUCUCAGGGAUGAAUUCCUGUGCGGUAAGUGUAGGAAACGUAUUGCCCUGUGCAAAUAGUGGUGCGAAAUUGGAAGCAUUAUUGGCUCUGGAUUCUAGUUCAGGAAUGGGAGCAGCAAUAGUUCGAUAAGUGCCGCACAUUGCUGUGCUGCUUCCAUCUAGUGGUGGUUGCAUUAUGAAGUUCUGUGAGCGCUCACCAGAGGCGCAGUGGUUACUACGAUAAUGGCGCUGACGUAGCUGGACGCUAGACUUCACAUUGCAUACCUGAAGAUGUACGUACAAAUUGUCCAAUACAAAUAAAAGUCUGAAACUUGAGAUUUUUUAAA